AUGGACCCCCCUACCAACGUGGUGGAGCAGCUGAAGGACGAGCGGGGCUUCGUACUGAAGGCUGACGGCACGUACGACCUGUCGGCGCCGCCACCGUUCACCCUCAGCGACAUCCGCGCCGCAAUCCCGGACCACUGCUGGCAGCGCAACACUGUGCGCUCGUUCGCGCACCUGGCGCUCGAUGUCGGCAUCGUCUUCGGCAUCGCGGCUGCGGCCUACGCCGCCAACUCCUGGUUUGUCUGGCCGCUGUACUGGCUGGCGCAGGGUACCAUGUUCUGGGCGCUCUUCGUCGUGGGCCACGACUGCGGCCACCAGUCGUUCAGCCCCAGCCGCACCAUCAACGACCUCGUGGGCAACUUUGUGCACGCGAGCAUCCUGGUGCCCUACCAUGGCUGGCGCGUCAGCCACCGCAAGCACCACGGGAACCACGGCCACGUGGAGAACGAUGAGUCGUGGUACCCCACCACCAAGUCGAUCUACGACAAGAUGGACCCCGUGGGCCGCACUGGCCGCCUGCGCUUCCCCUGGCCUCUGUUCGCGUACCCCUUCUACCUCUUCAACCGCUCCCCCGGCAAGCAGGGCUCCCACUUUGACCCGGAGUGCGACCUGUUCGUGCCGUCUGAGAAGAAGAUGGUGCUGACCUCGGACGCGUUCCUGAUCGGCAUGGCCGCGAUCCUGGUGGCCGCGACCGCCAAGCUGGGCAUCGCCGCGAUGUUCAACCUGUACUUCGUGCCGUACUGGGUGUUUGUCAUGUGGCUGGACACCGUGACGUACCUGCAGCACCACGGCAGCAGCGACCCGACUGACAAGCUGCCCUGGUACAGGGGCGAGGCCUGGAGCUACCUCCGCGGCGGCCUGACCUGCCUGGACCGCGACUACGGGAUCUUCCACAAGAUCACCCACAACAUCGGCACCCACGUGGUGCACCACCUGUUCCCCCAGAUCCCCCACUACCACCUGGUGGAUGCGACAGAGGCCGUCAAGCCCGUCCUCGGCCCCUACUACCGCGAGCCCGUGCCGUGCGCGCCCCACGGCGUGCCGCUGCACCUGAUCGAGCCUUUGAAGCGGUCGUUCGGCGAGGACCACUUUGUGGCGGACGAGGGCGAGGUGGUCUUCUACCAGCAGGACCCCAAGGGCGUGUGA
Molecule: messenger RNA, 1143 nt
Organism: Monoraphidium neglectum
Lineage: Eukaryota; Viridiplantae; Chlorophyta; Chlorophyceae; Sphaeropleales; Selenastraceae
Product: omega-3 fatty acid desaturase (delta-15desaturase)
Exons: 7
Coding region: 1-1143 (380 amino acids)
Biological process (GO): lipid metabolic process
Molecular function (GO): oxidoreductase activity, acting on paired donors, with oxidation of a pair of donors resulting in the reduction of molecular oxygen to two molecules of water
Source: RefSeq, a predicted model, not a curated record